GUGAGAGGAUCCUGGGCUAUGCGGAGGAGCCGUGCUACCUCUGGUUCGUCAUGGAGUUCUGCGAAGGGGGUGACCUCAACCAGUACGUGCUGUCCCGAAGACCUGACCCGGCGACCAACAAGAGCUUCAUGCUGCAGCUGACCAGCGCCAUCGCCUUCCUGCACAAGAACCACAUUGUCCACCGGGACCUGAAACCAGACAACAUCCUGAUAACCGAAAAGUCUGGCACCCCUGUUCUCAAGGUGGCUGACUUCGGGCUCAGUAAGGUCUGCGCUGGUCUGACGUCUCGGGGCAAGGGCCGUGGGCAUGAGAACAAAAAUGUGAAUGUGAACAAGUACUGGCUGUCUUCGGCUUGCGGCUCCGACUUCUACAUGGCGCCCGAGGUCUGGGAAGGACACUACACCGCCAAGGCUGACAUCUUCGCCCUCGGUAUCAUCAUCUGGGCCAUGAUUGAGAGGAUAACUUUCAUCGAUGCAGAGACCAAGAAGGAGCUGCUGGGGACCUACAUCAAACAGGGGACUGAGAUUGUGCCCGUUGGGGAAGCGCUGCUAGAAAACCCAAAGAUGGAGCUGCACAUCCCUCAGAAACGCAGGACUUCCAUGUCUGAGGGGAUCAAGCAGCUCUUGAAAGACAUGUUGGCUGCUAACCCGCAGGAUCGACCUGAUGCCUUUGAGCUUGAAACCAGAAUGGACCAGGUUACAUGUGCUGCUUAA
This is a messenger RNA of Eurypyga helias (sunbittern), 713 nucleotides long. RefSeq names its product serine/threonine-protein kinase 35. The record is from RefSeq and is a predicted model, not a curated record. Gene Ontology annotation, molecular function: protein serine/threonine kinase activity; ATP binding. The transcript has a single exon. Lineage: Eukaryota; Metazoa; Chordata; Aves; Eurypygiformes; Eurypygidae. Gene Ontology annotation, cellular component: autophagosome; cytoplasm. Gene Ontology annotation, biological process: protein autophosphorylation; positive regulation of autophagy; peptidyl-serine phosphorylation. The annotation marks the transcript as partial.